AUGUGGAGGGACGAAUAUGAAGAAAAGAUGACCAACAUUGUAUCGGAUGAAACCACCUACAAAAAGACCACAGCAAACCAACUCAAUAUUGCAGAGCGUAAAAACAACACUUUAGUAAAAAGACUUUACGAAGGUGGUCACAUUGACUUCAUUACGAAAAGAGAAUUGACGACACAUAAUUCAAGAACCCCUAGAAUAUAUGGACUGCCUAAAAUACACAAGACAAAUACUCCACUUAGGCCCAUUGUGUCUUGCAUAAAAUCACCAACUUAUGCAUUGUCGAAAUUUCUCAAUCAACUACUGAAGCCAAUCUCAAAUGGAGGUGGAUACAACGUGAAGGAUUCCUUCGAAUUCGUGGAAAGGGUGACAAGCUGCGAAGUUCCAGAAGGACACAUCAUGAUCAGCCUGGAUGUGGUGUCUCUAUUCCCAAAUAUACCACGUGAUUUGGCUCUGCAGAUUGUGGAAGAAUGCUGGGAUGCAGGAAGGAUCACCACAACCAUUGACAAAAAACUAUUUCUCGAGAUCCUGAAAUUUUGCCUGGAGACCAGUUUUUUCACGUUCGGUGACCAGCAUUAUUCACAGAUGGAUGGGAUGCCGAUGGGAGGACCGCUGUCUCCAAUUAUCGCGGAUAUAGUGAUGGAUUACGCGAUAAACAAAAUAUUGGAAAACAUCCCCAAUAGAGUGAUAUGUCUAACAAAAUAUGUCGACGACAUUUUUUGCUUAGUGCCGCGUGACAAAGUUACAGACAUUCUCUCAACAUUCAAUGGAUUCCAUCCAAAGCUCCAAUUCACUGUGGAAAUGGAAAAAGAAGGGGGACUUCCCUAUCUGGAUACGUUCGUCAUCAGAAAACCCACAAAUCUCGUGACAAUGUGGUACAAAAAGCCCAUCGCCUCAGACAGAAUGUUGAAUUUCCAUUCACAACAUCCUCUGAGACAGAAAGUAGGUACCGCUAUUGGCCUCAUAAAAAGAGUCGACAAACUCACAACUACCAACAAGGAACAUGUGAAAGACAUCGUCUUCUCGAAGCUCAGAGUGAAUGGAUUCCCGCCAAAACUCAUCAACAUUCUAUGGAAUAGACACAUUGGACAAGAAACAGCUCACAAUACGACCCAAAAUGUGGAUACCAACACGGAGAUCAUCUACAAAUCGAUCACUUAUAUCCCCAGAUUAAGUGAUGCGAUUAAGAGAAUCUUGUGCACCGAAACACAAAAUCUCCAAAUAGCAUUUAAAUGCAACAACACAAAUUCGGCAAUGCACACUGAUCUCAAAAACAAGAUUGACCCAUUAAUGGAAAGUGGAGUUGUUUACUCCAUCCCAUGUGAGUGUGAUAAGGUAGGAGCAUCACCCAGAUCAACCCAAAUCAAGAAGAAAGAAGUGACGCCACAGCCCUGGUGA
This is a messenger RNA of Phlebotomus papatasi, 1395 nucleotides long. RefSeq lists its product as uncharacterized. The record is from RefSeq and is a predicted model, not a curated record. Lineage: Eukaryota; Metazoa; Arthropoda; Insecta; Diptera; Psychodidae. The coding region runs from base 1 to 1395 and encodes 464 amino acids. The transcript is spliced from 2 exons.